Molecule: messenger RNA, 1737 nt
Organism: Caenorhabditis bovis
Lineage: Eukaryota; Metazoa; Nematoda; Chromadorea; Rhabditida; Rhabditidae
Source: the annotation of a GenBank genome assembly
AUGGGAUUCUCGCGUCUGAAUCGCUCGAAUCUCAUUUCGCCGGCCGUCGUUUUGACCGAUUAUCUGCUAUCGAAGCCGGCGAAAUUCAAAAACGCUCAAAUCUAUUUGAUAGGCGUCGAGAAUCUGAAAACGACGCUCGAAACCGAAGCGCAAGUCAAAUGUUUCGGAACCGGACCGGACCACAAAGAGAAUUACACCGAGAAUGACUUCAUUUUCGACAUCGACGUCGGCAACAAGCCGAAAGCCGUCGUUGUCAGCUUCGAUUCGCAUUUUAGUUAUCCGAAACUAAUGAAAGCGGCGAAUUAUCUAAAAGACGACGACGUCGAGCUUCUCGUCACCAACGAGGACGACACGUUUCCGGGUCCGGUGGCGGGCGUCGUUUUGCCGGAGACGGCGCCGUGGUCGCACGCGAUUCAGACGGCCAGUCGGCGGACGCCGACGAGAAUUUUCGGCAAACCCGAACGAGCGAUGUCGGAGUUUUUGAAGAAGCGCGCCGGCGGCAAAUUGGAUCCCAAACGCACCGUGAUGUUCGGCGAUCGAUUGGCGAGCGAUACGCAAUUCGCCAACUCGAACGGUUUUACGAGUGUUUGGAUGCAAACUGGCGUCAACACGGUGGAUGAUAUCGAAAAAGCGCGGCGAAAUGGAGAGGAUUUGAAAAUUCCCAACUAUACACAUAUGGUAUUCACACCGAUGACUCCCGAAUCAUCGUUUCAAUUCGCCGACCUGAACAUUAAACACAAGGAUCCCGAAACCACAUUGAAUAUGGUCCGACGUGCGAUUCGAAUGGGUUAUGACUCGGUGGCGAUCAAUAUCGAUAUUGGCGAUAUAUCACAGUAUCACACAGAGGCUGACAUGAUCUGGACGCCGGGUUGCGAUUCAGAAUCAUUCGAGCCGCCGACGAAGAAGAAAAAGAAGCAGCAGAAGGCGGAAAAUGAGCUGUCGAAUGGAGUUUCGGCGUUGUUGAGGAAAAAGUACAUUCCGUUGCCGUAUUUCGUGGAUCUCGCCGAAUUGAAUACGGUCGAGCUCGAGAAACGCGGAAAAAUCUUUCGACAAUUCAGUCGGCUCACAUUCACCGCCAACGAGCAAAUUGUGCUCAAUAAGACGUUUAUUCAUCCAACUGUUAUGAAAUACGAUUUGGUGGCGGUUCGACCCGGCGACGGAUCAGUUCUUGAGACUCUUUCGCGAAAAACUGAACUAUUUGAUAUUAUUACAAUCGAUCGACUUGAAAAUGACAAGGCGAAAUGGCUGGGAUAUUCGAAAGUCAUUGAGAGGAUGAGAGGUGAUGGAAUCUAUUAUGAAUUGACCUAUGCCGAAUGUCUGAUGCCGGAGACGAGGAAGCAGGCACUGUACAACGGUCGAGUUCUCCUUCGCUCGCUGAAAUCUCGCCAUGUGCUCAUUUCGAGCGGCGCCGAGUGUAUGCUCGAUUUGCGCGCGCCCGUCGAUGUGAUGAAUUUGAGCCUUUUAUGGGGCGUCGAGAGCAGCGAAGCACGCAAAUUCGUCUCCGGAUGGCCGAAGAAUCUGUUGCUUCAAGCGGAAUGCCGAGGCACCGAAAACGGCGAUCUUCAUUCGAUGAAAAUCGACGAGGCUGAACAAUUUGAAUCGAAGGGGCCGCCGAUCGAGAUUCGAAUGAAUAAUAUUCAAUACGAAGCGUUGAUGAAAGCGACGAAAAAUGCAAACGAGAUGCUGAAAUCGAUCAAGGAGAAAACGAAAAACGCGGCGACGCCGAAAAAUGCUUAA